This is a messenger RNA of Salvia hispanica, 731 nucleotides long. Its product is annotated as mitochondrial ribosomal protein L51/S25/CI-B8 family protein. Gene Ontology annotation, cellular component: mitochondrial large ribosomal subunit. Gene Ontology annotation, biological process: mitochondrial translation. Gene Ontology annotation, molecular function: structural constituent of ribosome. NCBI's taxonomy places the organism in Eukaryota, Viridiplantae, Streptophyta, Magnoliopsida, Lamiales, Lamiaceae. The record is from RefSeq and is a predicted model, not a curated record.
UCAAAGUUUGUAACCCUAUUUUGUGCUCACUCAGUAGUUAGCUUUUUCUUGAAACCACACUUCCAUUUUUCGCGUUUCAAUCCACAGCUCUAAACAGAUCGAUUCAUCCUCACAAAACGAAAUGUCUUUGAGAGGUGUGUGGCAGCUGAAAAAGCUCGUUGUCAGUUUCUGCGAUUGGGGCGGCAGUAGCAGAGGCAUCAGGGCGUUUAUGGAGUCUGAGCUGCCAGCUUUUAUAGAGAAGAAUCCUCAGCUUGAGGUGGUGACUGAACUAAAUCGUGGCUACCAUCCACUUUUGAAAGGAUUCUAUAAGAACAAAAAUGAGCGCGUUGUCUGUGUGAAGAAUAUGACUCCGGAGGAUGUGCUCCAGUGUGCAAGCAGGCUUAGAAAUUCUCAAGGAAGGAAAGUGCUGAAGCUGAAGACGAGACACGUGACUAAGCAUCCUAGUGUUCAAGGAACUUGGUCGAUUGACCUGAAGAUUGCAAACUGAACAAGGGUUGGUUGCUUUUGGGAUUCGACUCCAUUUUCUGGACUUGGUGAAGAGUAGAUGUCUUCUUUAUACAGUUAAAUCGAACCUUUGAGCCGACGAUAAUGUUCUUGAAUUCUUCAGGCAUCCGAGAUGAUUUCCUCGGGCGAACAUGAUUUGCAUUACUGGCUGGUAGAAUCUCGUGUUUUUAUUAGUUGAUCCACAUGAAUCCUCCAACUAUAAUGGUUUAGUCUUUUAUUUAGCGUGA